Dermatophagoides pteronyssinus (European house dust mite) is the source of this 1688-nucleotide messenger RNA. Its product is annotated as dnaJ homolog subfamily B member 1-like. Lineage: Eukaryota; Metazoa; Arthropoda; Arachnida; Sarcoptiformes; Pyroglyphidae. The record is from RefSeq and is a predicted model, not a curated record. Gene Ontology annotation, molecular function: protein-folding chaperone binding. Gene Ontology annotation, cellular component: cytosol.
AACAACAUCAAAUUGCUGUUAUUCGCUAAACCAAACGAGCAUCUAUCGACAAGUAUUGAAAUAUUGUAUAUGGUUUUUUUUGUGUUUAAAACCGCAGGCUCAAUCUUAAAAAAAUAUCUCAUCCCACCUAACUUUGAUAUUGGUUACUUGUCAUCUUUAAUUAGCUCGGGUCUAAUUGUGUUCCAACGACAAGUGUUUUCGAUUUUUAUUGAGUAAGAAGAUAAGAAAACCAUAAUAUCCCAUUUGAAUGAAAUGGGUAAAGAUUAUUAUAAUAUUUUACAAAUCAAUCGUGGAGCUUCAGAAGAUGAGAUUAAAAAAGCGUAUCGCAAAUUAGCGCUUAAAUAUCAUCCGGAUAAGAAUAAAUCACCGGAAGCAGAAGAGAAAUUCAAAUUGAUUGCCGAAGCAUAUGAAGUGUUAUCAGAUAAGAAAAAACGUGACAUUUAUGAUCAAUUCGGCGAAGAAGGCCUUCGUAAUGAUGGCGGUAUGAGCUCAAGUGGUUUUAAUUCGAAUGGAAAUGCAGCUAAUUUCACCUAUACGUUUCAUGGUGAUCCACGAGCAACAUUUGCUCAAUUUUUUGGAACAGAUAAUCCAUUCGAUUUGUUCUUCAAUUUCGGUGGUCUUGGUGGAAAUAGUCAUUCAGUUCAUCAUCACCAUCAUCAUCAUCCAACUUCCUUCCUAGGUCCAGGAUUUUCUUUUUUCAAUGGAUUCGAAGAUAUGGACGAUCCAUUUUUUUCGUUCGGUGGACCUGGUCGUAGUUCGAAUGCAUUUCGUUCCCAAUCUUUUACACAUGGUUCACCGGGUAACGAAAGAAAACAGCCUCGUAAACAGGAUCCCCCUAUCGAACAUGAUCUGUAUCUAUCAUUAGAAGAGAUACUAAAUGGUUGCGUUAAAAAGAUGAAAAUCAGUCGUAAAGUUUUGCAACCGGAUGGUAAAACAUACAAAAAAGAGGACAAAGUAUUAACCAUCAAUGUGAUGCCUGGCUGGAAAGCAGGUACGAAGGUCACUUUUCAACGUGAAGGUGAUCACACGUCGUCAUCAAUUCCAGCCGAUAUUGUCUUUAUCAUUCGCGAUAAGCCUCAUACUCAUUUCAAGCGUGAUGGUUCAAAUAUCAUCUAUACAGCUAAAGUCUAUCUACGUGAUGCAUUAUGUGGGUGUAAGAUUAAAGUUCCAACACUUUCUGGUGGUACAAUUCCCAUACAGAUGAAAGAUGUGAUCAAACCAACUACACAGAAGCGAAUACCAGGUGAAGGUCUGCCAUUUCAAAAAGAUACAAGCAAACGUGGUGAUUUGAUUGUUAAUUUUGACAUAAAAUUUCCCGAUCAUCUGAAUGAACCUACUAGACAGAUACUUUAUGAUUGCUUACCAGUGAAAAGCUAAAAUAAGCAAAAGGUUUAUUCAUAAAGUGGCCUUUUGAUUAUCUUAUUCAUCAUCAUCAUUAUCAUCAUCAUUAUUAUCAUCACCAUCAUUUUCAGCCUUAUCAUUGUACACCCAGUUUUUUUUGUGUAUCUAAUUUUAUCUAUUUUGCCAUUAACAUCUAAUACAUCUUAUUCGAAAUAGGCGAAUAAAGAUUUCAAAAUUUGUCAUCAUUGAAUUUCGAAAUCUAAAAACACCUUUCUAAACGCCUAUUUAAUUAUUUCAAUCUUAUAAUCAUCCAAUUAUCCCAUAAGUACUUUUAUUGUUUUUGUUGC